Nicotiana tabacum (common tobacco) is the source of this 570-nucleotide messenger RNA. RefSeq lists its product as uncharacterized. The record is from RefSeq and is a predicted model, not a curated record. NCBI's taxonomy places the organism in Eukaryota, Viridiplantae, Streptophyta, Magnoliopsida, Solanales, Solanaceae.
AUGAAAAACAAGGUUGGAUUCAUUACGGGAAAAUGUAAGAAACCUAAUACUGAUGAUACAACUUAUGAUCAGUGGGCUCGAUGGGAUGACAUGGUCACAUCGUGGAUCCUAAACUCACUUUCAAAAGACCUAACUGAUAGUCUACAAUAUGUCGGUGAUGCCAAGAAAUUAUGGCAAGAACUAGAAGAUAGAUAUGAUCAAACUAAUGGAGCAAAUUUGUAUCAAUUGCAGAAGGAAAUUAACGACCUUAUCCAAGGGGCUUUGGACAUCACACGGCAUUACACAGAAAUAAAAAGACUUUGGGAGAAAUUGAAUAACCUGAAUGCAUAUGCGCAGUGCAAUUGUCAAUGUACUUGUGGAGCAAAGGCUAACAUGCACAAGGUUGAGCAUAAUCGAAGGUUGAUUCAGUUCCUAAUGGGCUUAAACGAAGUCUACACAGUAGUGAGAGGCAACAUACCUAUGAUGAAUCCACUACCCAGUAUAUCACAAGCCUUUACCAUUCUCAUUCAAGAAGAGAAGCAUAGAGAAGUCGGGCCAAGAAACAAAUUGGUUAUGGAGUCUCUUCAUUGA